Pecten maximus is the source of this 2312-nucleotide messenger RNA. RefSeq names its product organic cation transporter protein-like. Gene Ontology annotation, cellular component: membrane. The record is from RefSeq and is a predicted model, not a curated record. The coding region runs from base 446 to 2071 and encodes 541 amino acids. NCBI's taxonomy places the organism in Eukaryota, Metazoa, Mollusca, Bivalvia, Pectinida, Pectinidae. Gene Ontology annotation, molecular function: transmembrane transporter activity. Gene Ontology annotation, biological process: transmembrane transport. The transcript is spliced from 9 exons.
UACUGUCUAGUUGGGGUUGUGACAUUUCUUUAGUUCCCGGUGAUUCUUGGAGCGAUAACGACCGAAAACAUAAGUUUAUGUGACACUUCAAACUGGUAUAAUUUCAAUUUGCAUUUCGACAACACACCUUGAAUGGACGUGACAAUCCGACAGGAGAUUAAAAACUUAAAUGCAAUAACUGUGAGUGUUAUCGGCGAGGGACAGCCUGAGAUCACCGCAAUAAAUCAAUAUAUCCGGACACAAGCUAUGUGGGAAGGAAGUUCACAAUCUUACCUGGCCCUAAAUAUGUUAUAACGCUGCGUUAUCACAAAAGCGAUUUAGACUCACAUGUCCCCACACCUGACUUAAUACUUACCCAAGACUGACGCUUUACACAUUCGACAAACUGACUGACACAGACGAAAAGUAAUCUUCGAAGUAAUUAUUCAACACGAAAACCAUUAUCAUGGUAUUUGAUGACAUUAUCAAAGAGUUGGGCGAGUUUGGCCCUUACCAGCGCCGCCUUCUUGCCCUUGUGCUGUUUCCUCAGAUUUUAUUUGCGCUACAACAGAUGGUUCCAGUAUUCAUCUUGUCCGAACACUCCCACAGGUGCAGUGUACCUUACGACAAUGGGACAUCCAAUCUGUCCAGUCCGGUAUUGGUCCAGUCUGUGUCCAAGUGUGACGUCACCCUUUACUACAAUGACACGAAUACCACACAGACAGAGACGUGCUCCUCAUGGGAGUAUGAUUCUGACCGACUUACCAGUUCACCGAUAUCGGAUUUUGACCUGGUAUGUGAGGAUAAGAUUCUACGGACCCACGCUAGCAUGGCCUUCCUGGGCGGUAACCUAGCAGGGGCGCUUGUCCUUGGGCUCGUCGGCGAUACAUUCGGUCGAAAACCAGUGGCCUGUUUCAGCAUCAUAUUCUUGGUGUUUUCAUCAAUAGCGUGCAUAUGGUCAAACGGCUUUUAUAUGUACGUCAUCAUGAGGUUCUUGUCUGGAACUGGGAGUAACAUAGCGUGUAUCAAAAUCAUAGCUAUUGAGAUGGUCGGUCCGUCCUGGAGAGCGUUGGCGGGUAUUUCCACAGAGAUCGCGUUCUGUGUAGGAGAGGUUAUCCUGUGUGGACUGGCCUACUACAUUCGCGAUUGGAGAUAUCUACAGCUUGCGAUCUCCGCCCCUGGGGUCAUCCUCCUCCUCUAUUGGUUUGUUCUUCCAGAAUCAACGCGGUGGUUAUUGGCACGUGGUAAAACGGAGGAAGCUAACGAAACACUCCGAAAAAUAGCCAAAGUUAACAAACGCCAAGUUCCUAAACAUAUCGAUACCAGACCACCGAACGAAAAGAAACACGCUGGAUUCAAAGAUAUAGCGCCAUUGUUCCGUUCCCGGAAACACUUUAUCCGAUGGCUCAUCAACAUGGCUCUGUGGUUUGUACUAGCCACGUCUUAUUAUGGACUCACCUUCAAUGUUGGAAAACUUGGUGGAAAUGUGUAUUUGAACUUCCUCAUAUUCGCUGUGGUGGAAUCCGUCGGUGCCAUUAUAACACUUUAUCUCAACAAUCGCUUCGGCCGGAAACUUCUCAACAGUGUGGCCUUGUUUACCACGUGUCUUCUCUCCAUAUUGUCAUUGGUGGCCUCGAUAUACAUCGAGGACGAGACUACGCGGAGAUGGAUUCUGAUUGGCUCGGCGACGGUCGGACGGAUGAGUGUUUCCGGGGACUUCGCCAACGUGUUCAUCUAUACUAGUGAGAUGUUUCCUACCUCCAUCAGGAGUUUUGCAGUUGCCACGGCAAAUGUGUCGGGAAUGAUUGGUGCCACUGUAGCGCCAUACAUCGCCGACUUGGGACAACUGGUUGAUACCAGAUUCGGAACUGCACUACCAUACGUAGUAUUUGGAGCACUAGCCUUGAUAGCUGGAGUGAUUUCCCUUGUUUUACCGGAAACUCUUCAUAAAAAGCUUCCAGAAGACGUGAAUGACAUUAAGAUCAGUGUAACUCACAAUUCAAAGCAUCUCGCAGCCGUCCAACUCAGUGACACUAACGUGCCGACAGACCUCGCGAUGGUGGGGCUAGGUUCUAACAGCUGUUCACCCUAACAUAAUGUUACUCUAGUAACGACCGCACAUUUAUUAGGUACAUGUAUUUUAUAUACAAACGUUCUAGGUAGCAUACGAUAUACAUGUUAUUUUGUACAUAUGUAUCAUACUGACAAAAUUGAACAUUUCAUUUCAGGAUAUUUAUAAUUCAUAUCUCAGAUGCAAUAUAUGUACUAUGUGUUGUUAUAUAUAUAUAUUGUUUUUAGUUUGUUUCUACCAUUAAACUGUUAUCUUCUUUCAA